Messenger RNA from Lytechinus variegatus (green sea urchin), 8348 nucleotides. Its product is annotated as plexin-B-like. Gene Ontology annotation, molecular function: semaphorin receptor activity; protein binding. Gene Ontology annotation, biological process: positive regulation of axonogenesis; regulation of cell shape; semaphorin-plexin signaling pathway involved in axon guidance. Gene Ontology annotation, cellular component: semaphorin receptor complex. NCBI's taxonomy places the organism in Eukaryota, Metazoa, Echinodermata, Echinoidea, Temnopleuroida, Toxopneustidae. The record is from RefSeq and is a predicted model, not a curated record.
AUGCAUUUGGAUUGGUCUCUUUUCUAUCUUGAUAACUCAUCUGUGAUUAACACAGAACCACCCGAUUCAGUUCUAUGUACUGCUUAUCUAAUAGAGGAUGGUACUGCGUUUCUGUACUACCGUUAUGCCAGUGGAGCGAAUCCCCUCCCUGCAUCACUUGUCAUCCCUCUUGGUGCUGCAUCUCCCACCUCCAUUGUAACAACCAUAGAGAGACAACACACUAUAGCAUUCAUAGGAGAUACUCAAGGAAACCUUCAAAAGGUGAAUAUUGUUAACAGCACUUUUGGCUAUGUCUACGAGACAAUCCCUCUUGGAAGUGGGUCUGUUUUACGAGAGCUGUUUCUUGAUGAAUCUACAGAGCAGAUAACAUUAGCCACAACAACAACAAGAACUUCAGAUCAAAGCUCACAGGUACUUAAACUGAAUUUGGCAAACUGUGGCCAAUACCAAACCUGUGAUGAGUGCAUUGGCGGCAAUGGAGGAAACGAUGGAGACCCUUACUGUGGAUGGUGUACUUUACAAAAAAGGUGCACACGAUAUGAGGCAUGCGAUCUGCCUGAGGAACCAUCACGAUGGUUAUCAUACAAUGCUUUACAAUGUGUUUCCAUCUCUGAUGUACAGCCAGAUAGUCUUCCUUACGAUCUAACGGACCAGCAGAUUACCAUAACAGUACAACAGCUCCCAGAUCUUAGGGACCCCUUCCAAUAUAACUGUACCUUUGGUACCUAUGAGGUCGCUGCUGCUACUUCUGGUGAUACUCUCACCUGCACAUCUCCUCCUGCAAAUGAAGUACCUACAAUUCCUGCUGGAUCAUACUUUGUGUCAGUGGAUCUAUCAAUUGUGUCAACUGAAACGAAAGCCAAAUUUGUGACCACAGAUUUCUCCUUUUUUGACUGCAGUCACAUCAGAUCAUGUUCAGCCUGUGUCACAGUUGACUUUCCAUGUGACUGGUGUGUGUAUGACAACAAAUGUACAGAUGAUAGCAGCUCAGAAUGCCAGGCAAGAGAUACAGUCAUCAUUGGAGACAAUAAUCCUGUUGGUACUGGAAAUCGAGGACAAGAAUUUUGUCCCCAGUUGCUUGGAACAACUCAAUCCUUUCUGAUCCCAGUCAACAUUCCUUCUGGUUUCUCACUGUCUGCAAAGAAUCUUCCUACAGAUCGGUCUCAGGGCCUACAAACAUAUGAGUGCAUCCUUGACAUUGAAGGAGUAGAAGCGAGGGUUGCCAGUACUGAAUUUAAUGAAACCUACAUUCUCUGCAAUGAUAGGGAGUACAUGUACGGUGAAAAUAUUCUCCAGAAGAACAUCAGUGUCUCUGUACAGUGGAACGGUCAGAACAUGAUAGACGACCAUUCAGAUUCAUAUGUCACCCUUUAUAAGUGUUCAGUUAAUGGUGGGAGUUGCAGUCGUUGCCUAUCCCAAGAAGCUACUCCGUCUAUCUUGAACUGUGGUUGGUGUGGUGAUGACUGCAAUGUCAUUCAGAGUGAUGUUUGCCAAAAUAAUGGGUUUCUACAUCAGAAUGAGACGCAGCAAUGUUCAGCGCCAGUUAUAACUGAAUUCAACCCAAUGUCAGGUCCAAUUGGUGGGCGUACCAGGUUAGAAGUCAUCGGAACUGAUUUAGGAGUAGUAUUUGAGGACAUUCUUCAAAUUCAUAUUCAAGACUUAGAAUGUGAUAAGACUGGCAUGGAUGAAUAUUACCAGGCAGGACAGAGUGUGAGUUGUAUGACAAGUAUAUCGACUGAAGUAGUAUCAGGACUCAUUGGAAUCACUGUGAUGUCAGGUAACGGAAAUAAGAUCGGUCAAAGCACUCAAGAUUUUCAGUAUAGGGAUCCUGCAUUAACAGGGUUUGACCCUAUAGAAGGUCCAGUGGCAGGGGGUACAGAAGUCACAAUAAGUGGGGAGAACUUGGACACUGGAAGGGAUAUUACUGCAAGAUUCGGUGAUGCAGAUUGCAAAGUAAUCAAUGUGGAAGGGACUUCUGCAAUCUGCAUGACAAGUGAAAUAUCUGAGAAUAACCAAAUUUCUGUAAUGUUAACGAUGGCGUUUGAUGGAGUAGACAGAGAAUUCGAUGGUUACCAGUUCACGUACAUGCCAAAUCCGAGAAUUGAUGACAUUGAUACCACAGCAACAAUCAUGGCAGGAGGUCUUGAUAUCAUACUAACUGGAGACAGAUUUGAUCUCAUCCAAGAACCCCUGAUAGUAGUCACAUCUCUUGCUACCAAUGCUAGCAAUAACGAGCUGUGCAACGGAACUGCCACUAUUCUAUUAUGUCCCACACCAAGUUUUCCUGAUAACGAUUCUAGUUCGACCAGAAAGAGAAGAGCACCAGAUUCAAUGACAGCCAGCCUAACCUUUGACUUUGAUGGUUACAUCAUCGAUGGUGGGACAAUAGAAUACUACCCAGAUCCUGUGUAUUACAACUUCAGUGCAGACGGUGAAAUAUUUAGCAGUAAAAACCAGCGACUUGAAAUUAAUGGCACGAAUUUAAACUUGGCAAGUACAGAAGAUGAUGUGCGAGUUUUCCUAGGACCUGACGGGGAGUGUGACGUUGAUGAUCUUGAAGUUGAUAUCCUGCGUUGUCAGCUACCAGAAACCCAGCCUAAACCAGGAUACAUCAAUGGAACGCUGGGUAGGGGAAGUGCCAGGGAUCUUCCAGCUGUAACAGUGAGGCAUGGGAAUCUUAUAUUUUACCCUGGCUUUGUAAGAUACACAUCAAGUCCUGGAGCCCCAAUUGGAAUCAUAGUUGGAGCUUCUGUUGGGUCUCUGGUGCUAAUCCUCAUUGUCAUGGGUGUCGUUGGAAAGAUCUUGGUCAAACGAAGACAAAGAGCUAUUGAUGAACAAGUCGAAGAGUUGGAACUUCUUGAGAAAAAGAUUCAGAAUCGUGCAGAAGAAGCGUACCACAACUUGCAGGUUGAUAUGACAGAAGUUGAAGAUCAGGUUCGAGAUCUAGGUAUCCCAUUUGUGAACACCCAAGAUUAUGCCAGAAACAUGCUUUUUGCUGGUCUAGACAUCCUACCUGCUACAUCUGAUCCAGAGUACAUGGAUCAAGAUCUUGAACGAGCUAUGAUUACAUUCUCUAGGCAGCUAAACAACCCUGAUUUCCUUAUCAAAUAUAUUGAAGAGUUAGAAGAAAGGAGGAAAUCGCAUAGAAGAGACAGAGUCAACAUUGCAUCAUUGAUUACAGUUGUUCUGGUGUCUGAAGAAUUUGACUACUUCACCAUGAUCCUCAAGAAAUUGUUAGAAAGUCAAAUCAGUGAGGCAGCAGAUGCUGGCAGACAACUUAAGUCUCUCUUCCGGAGGACUGAAACGAUUGUCGAGAAGCUACUUGCCAACUGGCUUUCUCUCUGUAUGUACCACUAUCUGAAGAAAAAUGUUGCUAAGGAACUGUACCUGUUGUACCAGUCGAUCAAGAUCCAAGUAGAGAAAGGGCCCAUCGACAUCAUCACUGGGCAGUCAUAUUUCUCUCUCAACUUUGACCGCCUCCUUGAAGAAGACGUUCCGUUUGAAGAAAUGACACUGUCUGUUCUUGGAGCCAAUGGGCAGCAUGAGUACUAUGUGAAGGUUCUGAGCACAGACUGCAUCACUCAAACCAAACAGAAGAUACUGGAUGCAGCUUACAGAAGACAACACUUUGUCAAGCAGAGUAGAGCCCAUGAAUUGGAUCUAAUGUGGUACCAUCCUGGUGGAGAACAGAGAAUCUUACGUGAUCAGGAUGAAUACAACACACCCAGAGAUAGAUCUGUGAUUGUACAAGUCAAUACGCUCCAGAGUGUUGGGGUGACCAAUGAUUGUCGGAUGGCACUGAUCAAUAAAGUUGCCAACCUUGAAGAAGACAAAGGAAACUAUACACCGGUAUCACCUGGAUCAAAGUCAUUUUACAUUUAUGAUCAUAAAGAGAACAGUGAUGUGCGGAACAGAGACUACACCAGAGUACAGACGCAGUUAGAAACAGGUUUCCAAAUCGCUCAUCUGAUACCAGAAGAUCAGUUACAGGCCAAUGGUAAUCCAUCCAAGACCAAACUAGACAAGGAGUUCUCUGCACCUCAUUUGCUUGUGACAAAGAAAACUAUUGAGCCAUUCCUGAACGAGUUCUUGAAAACAUUAUUUGAGAAACCAGAACAAACGCCUGUUACCAUCAGGAAUCUCUUUGCUUUCUAUGAUAAAAUGGCUUCUACUUACUGCAACGAUAACCCUCAAGACUAUUCAGAAGCCUGGAAGAGUAACAGCCUUCCUCAGCAUUACUGGGUGACUACUCUGACUCAUCCGGCAUACAUCUUUGACAUGCGUCAAUCCAGAUCUGCCGAUCAAAGUGUUUCGGUCUUAGCUAACAUGCUAGACAAUGCAUGUAAGAAGAUCAUACCAGAAAAGAAUCAGGACUCCUCCCUAAACCGAGUACUGUUUGUUAAGGAUCUACCAAAGUACAUCAAAACUAUCAGUGAUUACUAUGUGAGCCUAGCUGCCCUUCCUGUACCUACAUCAUCCGAGAUGCAGGGUGAAUACAGAAGACUUGGAGAGGAAUUCGCUGGCCUUUUCAGCCGUGUUGGAACCCUAAAGUUGCUCUAUGACUUCACACAUAACGAUGCUGGUGGUUUACUUGAUUCAAUUACAGAACUUUUGUGAGCCGGACCAAAUGCAGCUUCCUUCCAGUUAUCAGCUGCCGUUGGUCGUUGUUUGUUUAUUAAAGAAAGAAAAGUAACACCUCUGCUGUUAAUCGCAAAUAUUUCUUCUUUCUUCCAUUCAGAAGUGAUGACUCCUAAAUGUUGACAUGUAUAUUUCAUUAUGCCCGACUUUGGCAAAAGGAAGCAAGUGACACAUUAGUCAAAUUUGAGUUAUUGUUGUUUCUGGAUUGCCAUCUGUCUGUUGCACAUUCAGGCAAAAUUUGGGGAAGAAAUUAUCAUUCUAUGGAAAGAUAUCGAAGAAAAUAUGCUGUUAAAUUGCAUUGAUGCCCAUGUAGAUGACGAACACACAUUGCUCAUUUAUAACAAAUUAUUCUUUUGUAACUUGCUUCCUCUUUGCAAAGUAUGGCAGUAUUGUCCUUGGGGUGUUUCACUAAGAGUAAAGUGUGACCUACGGUUUUGCUUCAUAUCCAACGGGCAUAUGCUAUUAAAAGCAUAAUCCGAUUGAUGGAUGCGCAAUAUAGGGUGUCUCGUGCGCAUUAUCUGACCAAUGAUGCGAUGUGAUAUAUUCCGCACGCAACUGAAAUUUAAGUGCAACUCUAAGUCAUACUUAAUCUUGUGAAAGGCCUCCCGGGUAUUAUGAAUAAGAUUAAUCCAUUCACAAUUCAAGCUCAUCCUCCACACCCUGAGGAGUAUUCCAUCCAAAGAAGGGCCGUGAUUGGCUGGGAUGUAUUUAAUUUGAUUAAUCCUCUUAACAGCAACUGCAUCUGUUUUGCAUGAAAGAAAAGUUUAAUUUGGACUGUUUUUGUAAUGAUACAACUUAAAGAGACAUGGACAGAAAGUCUGUUGGCCUAAUGAUCUGAUGUUUGAAUAAAGAGAGAAACAUAUAUAUGUUCACUCCUAAAAAAUGGCAUCGCAAGAUAUCUGAUGAUCAAGUUUAAGCAAUUUUUUAAUUAUGGCCAUUUGUUUAAAAAAAUCAGGUUUGUCGAAGUUUUAACCACAUUUGAAUGAUGUAUGUUAUGGAUUUAAUGGAAUAUGAAAAUUUUGCAAAUAUAUUGAAAUAAUGAAUUCAUGAAUUUAUUGUUAAAAAUGCAAUUGUCUCUUUAUGCAAUGCUAUAAAAUGAUAUAUACUGAAAUGUCCGAUAAUUCUUGGUGUGGUUAUUUUAUAUCAAAGUCCACAGGGACUAUAUUUAGAUGUAAUAUGAUUCUCUUAUAUCAUUUUUACUUUUAAGUAUUUUCUUCCAUUAUUUUUUUUAUAUUUCAUUCCAUUCAGACUAUGUUCCAAUGUAAUACAAUUUUUUUCUAAUUUGUGUACUUUGUACUAUUGUUCUUUUAUGCUUUAUGAGAUAUACAUUAUUUCAAAGCUCAAUAACAUACAUUUUGAAGCUUUAAUGAUGAUUUUGUUUGAUAAACUACAAUUUUCCAGUACUAAAUUUUAAUGAUGUUAAAUAUAAAGUUGUUAAUGUCGUAAGCAUCUUUAUUUCAUUAAUGUUCAUUGCCAACAUAUCCUUUUUUGUACUUAAUGUAGUAAUGACAUACUAUACUGAACAUGUAGAAGGCCACAGCUGCUUAUUUUUUCUAUAAAUGUAUAAUAUAAAUGCAUAUAUUGUCCAUUUUUUCACAUGUGCAUAUUCCUAGGAAGUAUGAAAUUAUCAUUUAACUUUUAAUUGUGAUUAAUUGGAUAUUUGUGAAAACGAAUGGAUAUUUUGAAAUUAUGUUAAAUUGUGACACUGACAUUAAAACCUUGAUUAUAACAAAUGUGUUCCUUGCGGCUCUUGUCAAUGAAUGGUAUGUUGACCUAUCAAGGAGUUUACUCUAUAUUGUAUCAUGAACUGUCAUACAAUCACACUCUUAAACAACUCAAUUUUUUUUUACUUUUCAUGUCAUUGUGUGUGUAUUGGGAUAUUAAUCUUGAUUGUAUUUUCUUUUAGUGCUUUUAUGCAGUUUUUCAUGUCUUAACAAGUUACAGAUAUUAAGAUCUAUGAAUUGAUUGUAGAUGUUUGUUUUGGGUUGGAUGGGUUUACAUUUUAAACAAAUGGGAGCACCUUAUCUAUUGCAUCAACCCUGGUAUACAUUAAGACAUCUCCAGUUCGAAGGCUUCAUGUAGUCAGACCAGAGAUUGACAAUGACUUUGUUUAACCUGGAUAUUAUAUAUCAUGCAUUUGUGUCCUUUAUUCUUGUUAGAUAUGUUAAGUUUUAAUUUCUUUACAAGUGUUGCCAAAUUACCCCUACAAAGUCAUAAACUCGUUUGAUUUCAAUUUGAUUAUUGUUGUCGAUACAUGCAUAUUCGAAACAUCAUACACAAACUUAUGAAAUUCUUUUGAGAAUGAUAGUUUGUUCAAAUCUAUUACCUAUUCAAACUCGUACCUUUUAUCUAUCACAUUUGUUUGAAUAAGUCAUUACGUUUUUCAUUUGCACACCACUCAAACAGAUGCAGAUUGGUAAUGAGCAGUCCCUAAUGGUCUCCUACAGUUAACAGCAUUUUGUUGAUUGAUUGUUCUGUCAAACAAGUGGUUGAUGAAUAAAUAAAAUAACAAAAAGUAAUGACAUUAAAAAUUAGGGCAAUGUGAUAGCUAUGUAUAUUAAGCAGAUGUACAUGUAGUAAUUCAGUGUCUGUUGAAUGAUACAACUGGAAAAAAAAAAUAUCUGUUCAUUAUGGAGUUCUCUGAUUCCCAUAGACUUUGUUCACAAACCGUUUUUAUCCUGUAGGCUAUGGGUUAUAAGAAAGUUUGAUGCCAGUUGUAGAGCCAACCAUUGAAGAUCUCAUCUGCACCCAUUCCUAUCAUGUGUAAGUCCUCUGGAGUUAUUAGUAAUGUGCUUCAAAAACAGAAACAAUUUUUGAUUUACUUCCAGAAGUGAAUUUCAAGCAAGGAUCUUUCCAAAGUGUUCUUGAGUGAGCACUUGGGAUGAAAUGCCAGAUAUAUGAAAAUAACACAUCAGCAAGCUCCAAUAUAGUAACAGUAAAAUAUGAUUUGCUCAUUUUGCUGGCUUUUCACUACUUCGACAUGAUAGAUUUUGGGCUAUCCACCAGUUUGAAUAGAUUUUCAUUAUCUAAAAAAUAUUUUGAUUAAAUAUUUUGUCUGUUGUUUUAUUUACAACCUCAAAUAAAUUAUGCAAUUUAAUAUAACACAUUGUUGACUUAAACUGCAAUGCAUUUGUAAAUAUAAGAUCAUGUGUAAAAAAAAGAAUAAUAAAGUGUGUUUUUUGCAAAGUGGACAAAUGAACAUUAUAUUAAUGGAAACAUGAAUGGGUUGGUGAUGAUAAAAUUUGUUAUCACCAAGAGUGUCAUGAUUUUCUUAUGACAGCAUUAUCUAUCUUUCAUACUUUUAAGCAGUGUAAUUAAAUCAGAUAUCAUUAUUGCGUAAUAGCCCAGGAUUAAAAUUCAUUGAAUCUCGGGUUGUUUUACUCAUCUGGAUGUAAUUACAGAGUGUUCUUCCUGAUGUAUACAUUUCUAUUAUUUUGAUAAUUUCUUUAUAGUUUGAAUGCAUAUGGGACAGAUAUGUUGAUCAUUACAUGUAAAGAAUUUUUCAAAACAUGAUAAUAUAUUAAUAUGUAAUAUUUUGGUUGAUCCAAAAAAAUGCAUUACUCAGAUUUGUACUUGCUAAAUAAUCUUCCAUGCAAAUAACAUGUAUAUAUUCUGUUUUUCUAUUGUGAGAAAUUUUUAUCAUUGACGCAUUUUUUAAGAAGGUUGCUUCUUUAAACUUUACAAUUGAAUAAAUGCUAUUCCUAAUCGCA